AGCAACCGUCUCCAUCACCCCCCCCCCCCCCUCUCUUUCUCUCUUCCCUCCUCUUGCUGUGGCCGCCAAAUCUCUCUCUUCUGCGUCUCUCCACACCUUCGCUGUCCUUCAGUCUGCCCAGCUCUGACGCACGGAAACGGAACGAGGAAAGAAGCGGGCUGACCCGGCCGGUCCUGAUGAGCCACGCACCGCUGCACCGGGCAAAGACGCGGACUUGAAGCCGAGAGGAGAGCGCGCUCACCCGGCUACGCUGUUAUCAAGCGCACGCCCCGGUGCAGGUGGAGGAGGCGGAGGAGGCGGAGGAGGAAGCUUUCCAAGUGGAGGACUGGCAUUUUAAACAAACUGCUUAGGACAAAAAAAAAAAAAAAAAAAAAGCGGGGCAGGGAGUCGUUGGAGAGCGAGAGUGGGGGAGAUUACAUUCCUAUCACGUCUUCCUUUCUCCCUCUUUUGCCUCAGCCACUGAGAGAGGGUGAGAGAAGAGGAGAGAGAAAGAGAGGGAGGAAAGAGUGCGCAACGGAGAGAUCGUACAACAUUCAAACUCGUGUUUCUUUUUUAAAACAUUGUUUCUCCGAUGCUUUCCAGUUGGAGUGAGACACUAAGCCCAGCGUCAGACGAUAAGCCGGACCCACCGGGAAAGAAGAGGACACACGGCGGGAUAUGUGAAGUUGGAAUUCCUCUGAACUAAUGCUGUGAAGUGGCUCUGUCCCUGGAGCUGACACUUCAUCCCACUGGUGUCAGCAAGGAUGCUGUGGGUUACCUUGCUGAGCACCAUUGCGUUAGGAUGGACAACCCCGAUCCCACUGCUGGAGGACUCUGAGGAGAUUGACGAGCCCUGCUUUGAGCCCUGCUACUGCGAGGUCAAAGAGGGCAUCUUCCACGUCCACUGUGACAGUAAAGGAUUUACAAAUGUCAGCCAGAUCUCCCAGAUUUGGAGUCGACCCUUCAAGCUUAACCUGCAGAGAAACUCCAUGAGGAAGCUGUACUUUAACAGCUUUCUCCAUCUCAACAAUGCAAUAUCUAUUAAUCUGGGUAAUAAUGCCCUGCAAGAUAUCCACGCUGGAGCCUUCAAUGGCUUGGGAAUACUUCGAAGGCUAUUUCUACACGAGAACAAGCUAGAAGUGUUUCGCAAUGACACAUUUCUGGGGCUGGAUAGUUUAGAGUAUCUCCAGGCAGACUACAAUGUUAUCAAACGGAUUGAAAGUGGUGCAUUCAGACACCUUCAUAAAUUGAGAGUGCUCAUACUAAAUGACAAUCUGAUACCCAUGCUACCAAGUUAUCUUUUCCGGUCAGUAUCUCUCACUCAUCUGGACUUGAGAGGAAAUAGACUGAAGACACUGCCUUAUAAGGGCACUUUGGAGUAUGUUGGACGGAGCAUAAUGGAAAUCCAAUUGGAGGAGAAUCCAUGGAACUGUGUCUGUGAGAUUGUUCAAUUAAAAACAUGGCUGGAGAGAAUUCCUUAUACAGCUUUGGUGGGUGAGAUCACAUGUGAGUCCCCGUUUCACUUACAUGGGAAAGACUUACGGGAAAUCAAACGCAGUGAACUCUGUCCAUUGCUGUCCGAUACUGAGAUUGAGGCAAAGCUGGGGAUUCCCCGAAUUCCUUUUAGCAAUGAGAACACAUGGCCGACUAAACCUUCCUCCAUGAUCUCCUCCUUUCACAACACAGCUUCUUCCGUGGAAUACAAGGAAAGGAUUAUCAAACCUACCAAACGACCUCGGCCCACAAAGAAUCCACCCACUCCUCGUAGCAUUUACCCAGGCAUUAAUCAGCCACCUGUUGCUGGUUAUCAAACAAGGCCCCCUAUCCCAAUAAUUUGUCCAGCUUUAUGUAUUUGCAACCUUCACAUCAAUGACCUCGGGCUCACCGUCAACUGCAAAGAGAAGGGCUUUCACAAUAUCUCUGAGCUCCUGCCACGGCCCCUCAAUGCUAAGAAAUUGUAUCUCAGUGGGAACCUAAUACAGAAAAUCUACCGUUCUGAUUUUUGGAACUUUUCAAGUCUGGAUUUACUGCAUUUAGGGAAUAAUCGAAUAUCAUAUGUUCAGGAGGGCGCCUUUAUCAACCUGCCAAACUUGAAGAGCUUAUAUCUAAAUGGAAAUGACAUUGAAAGACUCACUCCCGGGAUGUUUAGGGGGCUUCAGAUGUUGAGUUAUCUUUAUUUUGAGUAUAACGUUAUACGUGAGAUUCAGCCUAACUCCUUCUCCCUAAUGCCAAACCUCAAACUGAUUUUUCUCAAUGACAACCUCUUGAGGUCCCUCCCCAGUGAUGCCUUUGCUGGCACCAAACUUGCACGCCUCAAUCUCCGCAACAACUAUUUCCUUUCGCUGCCCAUGCGUGGUGUUCUGGAGCAUCUGAACUCCAUUGUACAGGUUGAUCUACAGCAGAAUCCCUGGGACUGCUCCUGUGAGAUCAUCCCAUUUAAGCAGUGGCUGGAAAAGCUGUCCUCCGUCAUUGUGAUGGGUGAUGUCAUCUGCAAGACACCCGAGUUUGCUUUUGGGAAGGACCUGCGGUCACUAGAGGUUGAGGUCAUUUGUCCAGAGCUAAAGUAUGCCUCGGGUCCCUUGCCAGCACAGCCUGGUUCAGAUGACCUCACCAGCGGGAGCUCUGACUUGGGGGAGGGACGGGGGCGGAGCAUUGUUCCGCUGUCUGUCCUUAUCCUCAGCCUGCUCAUUCUUGUCAUAUCUGCUGUGUUUGUGGCUGCUGGGCUUUUUGCAUUUGUUCUCCGACGCAGGAAGAAGUUGCCCUUCCGCAAGCGUUCUGAAGUGGAUCUCACAGGAAUCCAGAUGCAGUGCAGGAUCUUUGAGGACCCGCCAAGACAGAGCAGCUCUGGUAACACAGGCAUGCCAGAAAAGCCCAUGAGUAGCAUGCAUACACACAGUCAUACCAGCCACACACAUUCGCACAGCCACGUUUAUGACUACAUCCCCCACCCUGUGACACAGAUGUGUAACAAUCCCAUCUAUAAGCCCAGAGAGGGGGAGAUAGCAGAGGAGGAGAGAGGGCAGUUUUCCGAGAAGAAGGACAACAACAGCAGUAGCAACAAUUACAGAACCUUGUUAGAGAAAGAAAGAGAGUGGACCUUGGCUGUGUCCAAUUCUCAACUCAACACAAUUGUAACAGUCAACCACACCACCACUGAUAUUGGAGGAUUUCAUGAAAAUGGUGGGCUCUGCCCGACAGUGAUUGACAGUCAGAGGCCCACACCUACUGUCGGUUUUGUAGACUGCCUGUAUGGGACAGUACCAAAACUAAAGGACCUGCAUGUGGCACAUGCACACCCACCAGGCAUGCAGUACCCGGAUUUGCAGCAGGACGCACGGCUGAAGGAGACACUGCUUUUCACGACAGGGAAAAGCUGCUACCCUGAUCCGUCUCAAAGUGAUUACCUUGAGUUAAGGGCCAAACUUCAAACCAAGCCGGAUUACCUCGAAGUCUUGGAAAAAUCUUACCGAUUUUAGCAUCUCUAACCCAUGGACAGACAUAAAACUCAAAGCAACACAUUCACUUUAUGCUCAAAACAGAAUCACUCAAACCAAUAUCGUAAACAAAAACUUGACAAAGCAGCAUGGUUUGAAUUAUUUUUUAUUAAAGUUACAUUUCCCCCAAAAAGGAAUAUCUUUGGGAGGAGAGGCCAUUCUCAGAUAUUUUAAAGAAGUGCCUUUUUUCAGAGUAGCCAGCAAUGUCAACAGCUGUUAUUUUUAUAUUCUAUAAAUGUCUACAGUGCAUGUGGAAAGUAUUCACAGCACUUCACUUUUGUCCACAUUUUUUUAUGUUACAGCCUUAUCCCAAAA
Messenger RNA from Thalassophryne amazonica, 3788 nucleotides. It is a transcript of the gene slitrk3a, whose product is annotated as SLIT and NTRK-like family, member 3a. Bases 744 to 3455 code for a protein of 903 amino acids. Gene Ontology annotation, cellular component: postsynaptic density membrane; GABA-ergic synapse. Gene Ontology annotation, molecular function: protein binding. The record is from RefSeq and is a predicted model, not a curated record. The transcript has 3 exons. NCBI's taxonomy places the organism in Eukaryota, Metazoa, Chordata, Actinopteri, Batrachoidiformes, Batrachoididae. Gene Ontology annotation, biological process: positive regulation of synapse assembly; axonogenesis; regulation of presynapse assembly.